Molecule: messenger RNA, 4106 nt
Organism: Cyprinodon variegatus (sheepshead minnow)
Lineage: Eukaryota; Metazoa; Chordata; Actinopteri; Cyprinodontiformes; Cyprinodontidae
Gene: timeless
Product: timeless circadian clock
Exons: 30
Coding region: 225-3980 (1251 amino acids)
Biological process (GO): DNA replication checkpoint signaling; DNA repair; replication fork arrest
Cellular component (GO): replication fork protection complex
Molecular function (GO): DNA binding
Source: RefSeq, a predicted model, not a curated record
CGCUUCCGGGUUUUCCGCUCUUGGCGCGUAACUUGUGUUCGGGCUGUGCGGUGGCGGGUAGAAAAUAACUUUACAGGUGAGAUUUUUGGCUUCAGUUUCUGGAUGGGAUCAAAUCCAAGAACCGAAGCUCAGUAACAACCAAACCAGAGAACUGGCAUCUAAAAAUAAUCAAAGUUGAGGCCCUGAUCCUGGACGCUGGUUGAAAGUGAUUGAAUGCACUCAGGAUGAACUGUGAGCUUUUGGCAACAUGCAGUGCUCUGGGUUUUCUAGAGGGAGACAGUUAUCACAAGGAGCCGGACUGUUUGGAGGGCGUUAAAGACCUGAUCCGGUAUUUACGUCAUGAAGAUGACACCCGUGAUGUUCGACAACAGCUUGGCGAAAGCCAGAUCGUUCAAAAUGACCUCCUGCCAAUUAUUGUUCAAUACAGACAAGAAAAAGCCUUGUUUGAUGCCUGCAUCAGGCUCAUGGUUAACCUCACCCAGCCUGCCAUGCUGUGUUUUGGUAAAGUUCCAGAUGACCCGGUGUUUAGGCAUCACUUCAUGCAAGUGACAUCUUAUUUACAGGCUUAUAAAGAGGCUUUUGCCAGUGAGAGGGUAUUUGGGAUUUUAAGUGAGACUUUGUACAACCUUCUUCAACUUGACUGGGAGCAGAGACAGGAAGAGGAUAACCUGCUGAUUGAGAGGAUUUUACUGCUGGUCAGAAACGUGCUUCAUGUACCUGCAGAUCCCUGUGAAGAGAAGAAGGUGGAUGAUGAUGCCAGCAUACACGACAGGGUGCUGUGGGCCAUUCACAUGAGCGGGUUUGAUGACCUGGUCAAGUUUCUGGCGUCUGCUCAGAGCGAGCAGCAGUGGAGUAUGCACGUGUUGGAAAUCAUUUCCCUCAUGUUCAGAGACCAGACACCUGAAACGUUGGUGAGUGCCGGCCAUGCUCGCUCGGCCGAAGAGAAGCAGAGGGACUCCCAGGAGCUGGAGGCGCUGAGGCAGAGGGAACAUGCAGAGAAACGCUCUCGCACGUUACAGAGAGGAAUGAGACACUCUCGCUUUGGGGGAUCUUUUGUGGUUCAAGGCCUGAAAGCGAUCGGUGAGAAGGAUGUGAUCUAUCACAGAACCCUUAACAACUUUAAGAAUUACACCCAUGAUCUGGGGAAAGCAGUGAGACGUGUUCCUAAGAGGAACCGGCAGGCCCAGGACUGUAAGGAGAAACGACGCUCGGCCUUAAAUGUUCGGCUGUUCCUGCGAGAGUUCUGCGUUGACUUCCUGGAGAACUGCUACAACCGACUCAUGUACCUCGUUAAGGAAGGUCUAAUCCGGGAGCAGACCCAACAACACGAUGAGACCUAUUACCUCUGGGCGCUCAGCUUCUUCAUGGCCUUCAACCGGGGCAACGGUUUCCGUGCCGACCUGGUCUCAGAGACCAUGUCUAUCCGAACGUUUCACUUCAUCGAACGAAACAUUACCAAUUACUAUGAGAUGUUGCUGACUGACCGCAAAGAGGCCACAUCCUGGUCCCGCAGGAUGCAUUUAGCUCUAAAGGCUUAUCAGGAAUUGCUGCUAACUGUGAACGAGAUGGACCGCUCACCUGAUGAAAGCAUCCGUCAGAGCUCAAAUGUCAUCAAAAGUAACAUCUUCUACCUGAUGGAGUACAGGGAGAUUUUCCUGACCCUGCUGAGAAAAUACGACGAAACCAAGCAGCCUCAGUCCUACCUGAAAGACCUGGUGGAGUCGACACAUCUCUUCUUACGCAUGCUAGAGCGCUUCUGCAAAGGUCGGAAAAACUUAAUCGUACAGAAGAAAAGAGUGAGGCGGAAGAAAUCCAGAGGUAAAAAGAAGAACUCGAUUCAAGAAUCGAAUCCAGAGGUGCUGGAGGAAACCUGGAAGACUGUUGAGGAAGAGCUCAGGGCAACUGGGUUUCAGCUUUCAGCAUCAUUGACUGAAAGCAUCGUGCCCUUUGACGCCGCAUCAGAAACGCCUCUGGAGGAACAGCGAACCGAGGCCAUGAUCCGAGUGCAGGACGCUCUGCUGGCUCGAUUGGGACCUGAAGCGCUGGCAUUGCUGCGGGCCGCAAGGGAGGUAUGGCCCGAUGGAGAUGUGUUUGGUUCCUCUGAUGUAGAACCUGAAGAAGAGCUGGAGCUUCUGAAGCAGAUCUUCCACGCCAACCUGCCGAGGCCAUCUGUUGAGACUGUGGCUGAGGAUGAUUAUGAUGAGGGAGCAGAGGUAGAAGAGGAGGAGGUUGAAUCUGUCCAGCUUUCUGAGAAAGAGUUCAACUUUCUAGACUUUAUUAAAAGGUUUGCCAACCCCAGCAUUGUGCGUCCGUAUCUUCUCCUUUUGAAAACAUACUCCAAAAACACGCCGCACACAAACCACUGCAUAGCUCGGAUGCUGCACCGCCUGGCUGUCGACCUCAAGAUGGAUGCUCUGCUUUUCCAGCUGUCAGUCUUCCACCUUUUCAACAAAAUCCUCAGUGAUCCCGCUGCAGCUGCUUACAAGGAACUAGUCACCUUUGCCAAGUACGUGCUGCACCGCUUCUUUGCAGUGGCAGCUCAGAACAACAAAGCAUACGUUGAACUGCUCUUCUGGAAAAACGUGGGAGCCGUUCGCGAGAUGACUGAAGGCUACACCAAAGACGGAGAGGGAAAGAAGCCAUCAUGGACUGAAGAAGAGGAAGAGGAACUGCGAAGUCUCUACAUGAAGCACAUGGACUCUGAAGAACCAGACAUAGUGGAGACCAUCAUUCAGUCACUAAGCAACAGCAGCCGCACCCGCCGGCAGGUCGUGACUCAGCUGGUGCAUAUGGGACUCGUGGACAACGCUAAAGAACUGAAAAAACCCAAGAAGGGUACUCAGAUCGUUUUAUGGACUCAGGAGCAGGAGCUAGAGCUGGAGAUGCUCUUUGAGGAGUACAAAGAUUCUGAUGAUGUGCUGGGUAACAUUAUGAAGAAGCUCACAGCGAAGCGGUCCCGAGCACGCGUUGUGGACAAGCUGCUGAGUAUGGGCUUGGUGUCUGAGAGGCGCGAACUGUACAAGAAAAGAAGCCGCGGCGGCGGCCAACGAAAGAGCUCCGGAAAGGUCAUGACUGAGGAAGAGUUCUUGGCUGAACUAACACAAGAAUUUCCAGAUGAUUCUCUGGAUCGAGAUGAUGAAGAGGACGAUGAGUCUGAGGAUAGUGAGGAAGAUGUAAAUGAGAGAGAAAUGCCAAAACCUGUUAAGAAAAGGAUUCAAAACUUUAACCUGACCACAGAGCUCAGAGCAGACAUCAGCACCAUGGUCAGAGCUCUGCAACAGGAAGGUUUGUCUGGGCCGUUGUUGUGGCUGCAGAACUCUUUAACCAAAACAGCAAAUGACCGGGAUGAAGACAAGGUGUCCCAGCCUGUCCCACUCGCCCCGUUUUCUGAGGAGAAUGAAGAUGCGAUGGAGAACAGGAACUUCCAGAAGCUGCUGCGCAAACUGGGAAUCAGACCGCCUGAAAAUGAACAAGAAACUUUCUGGAGAAUCCCAGAAAACAUGAGUCCAGCUCAGCUUCACGGUGCAGCUGCAGCAUUAACUCCUGGAAAUGAUGAACCUGAAAACCCUACGGAGCAACAAGAGCCCAGAGAUUCAGCAGGAGAUCCCCAGGAGCAGGAAGAGGAGGACGACGAAGGGGUCUCCAGUGAACAGAGAGCUCAGGCUCUGAGAGCUCUGCUGCUGGCACGCAAUAAGAAGAGCCACACUGCAGUGGAUAAAGAUCCACUGUUAGAUGUAACUCCUGGUGGUGACCCAAACAGUGCAGCGGAGAGGUCCCAGGAGAAGAUGUCAACUAAAAGAAGCAGACCCAGGGUGUUGGAUGAUGAGGAUGAUGAUGAUGAUGAGGAGAAAGAGAACGAUUCAAGCACUGCCAUGGAUGUCGACACCAUUAAGGAUGCAGAUUCCGACGGGGAGGAUUUCUCUGCUCCCCUGAAGCGGAGGAGGAAAAUGGUCCUAAUUGAUGAUGAAGAUGAAGAUUAGUAAAAAGCUUUAAUGGACUACAAACAUGGGGGUCCCUUGAGUUACUUAAAAGGGGAUUCAGUCCUCUGAAGGUCCUGAAAGCAUACCAGAUUAUUCGAAUAACAAACAACUUGUUUAUAAUGUAAA